This is a messenger RNA of Sphaeroforma arctica JP610, 294 nucleotides long. RefSeq lists its product as hypothetical. The transcript has 2 exons. The record is from RefSeq and is a predicted model, not a curated record. NCBI's taxonomy places the organism in Eukaryota, Ichthyosporea, Ichthyophonida. The annotation marks the transcript as partial.
GACGAUGAGGAAGACGAUCGGGACUACGAUGACGAUGAUCUAGAUAUCAACACGUUCUAUGGCAUUUUGGAAGCACCAUGUGUGAUCAUACGCAGCAUGCGCGUAGACGGGGGUUCGUGGCAUUUGGAGCGCAUUCUGACAGACACUCAGCCCAGGCAUAUCAUCAUGUACGAUCCUGAUCCUGCCGCCAUCCGACAGGUAAAUUUAAAGAGAGUUUUGGAAGCUAUUCUGGGACAACUCGGAUUUGAUCUCAUGCAUUUCUCGCAUACUCGUAUCACCGCAAGAAAACAGUAA